AGUGGUAUGCAGCAGAUGAUGGUCGCAAUUUAGCGUCCGGUUUCGACGAGAGGACACUCGGGGUCCUCAACUCGGGGCCCCAUUCGCACGUUACAGUACUCCAACAGGGCACUGAGCAGUUGUGGACCGAAGCCGGAGACCUCGGGGAAUUGGGUAUAAGCCAGGAGAUGGUUGAGCGGAAAUUCGAUGUCUCCACUGCCGUCGGCUGAAGAGAAGCCGUCGACUGAAGAGAUGUUACCAACAAGGACGGUGGACGGAAAGUGGAGACAUCGACGAAGGGGGCCGCAAAUACGCUCUACGAAGGUGGCCACGGCUUUGAAUGUAUCGUAGUCGUUGAGCAAGAGGGAAUGGCAGUCGCUGUCCGACACAACGAGCACCAGGUCUACCAGCGACUUCGAGCACCCACGGUCCACCAAACACUUCUGCAGACAGUGGGAAGCAAGAGAGAUCGGCAUUACUGACGCCACCAUUUUCCCUGCUUUCUGUGUCUCAGUCUGUACCUGCAGCUGCCGGAUUCCGUCUCUGAUGUCGGUCGGUUCAAGUCCAUAGAAUUUGAUGCUGUCGACAUACUCAAGCUUUGCCAGAGGCCCCUCAGUUCCCGGCUUUGCCGGAGGGAUGGCCUCAAGCAGCUCAGCAAGCUGCGGUGGAGCAGCGGGAACCCUCACGUGUAACUGCUGAAGGGAUCUGGUUGAAGCAAUGACUGGUCUGAUGCAGUCGUUGUCCUCGGUCGCCACAUCCAUCACGCUCUCGAGCGCUGGCAG
Molecule: messenger RNA, 761 nt
Organism: Vitrella brassicaformis
Lineage: Eukaryota; Vitrellaceae
Source: the annotation of a GenBank genome assembly